AUGGCGGAGACUGUACUCUUGCCGUGUCUCGAUGAGUCCGACAAGACGGUCCGGGAAGCCGCCUGCACCCUAGGGGACCUUAUACUCACUAGAGACGAUAGUUUGCAGGGGGUGAUCCUUACUAAACUGCACACGAUGACUGCGGCCCGUCGAAAGGCCAUCGAGGAGCGAAUGAAGUGUCUCAAGGUUGUCAGUACUCCUAUGUCGGCCUCCACUGCCAAGCCCAGCGUACCAACCAUGAGAACGGGCUCCACACCGGCCAGUGGGAAGGGUUCGAGGGUCCGUGAGAUCUCAGCGGAGUCAACUGCUAGCCGCAGAGUUAGAGUGCCGGCUAUCAGGGCACCAGGAGGAACUGCCAAUAGGAUCAACACUAGAGGGGCGAUGCAACGAAGACCAGUGGAGCCUCCACUGGCCCUGCCUUGUGGGUCCGCACCCACUGCUGUCACACCGACGGGGGCGGCUACUAGUGGCAAGGGCACAGGGCGAGGGAUGAUGGCACCAAGACCAGCAAUACCAAGGGCCACGUCUCGUCCUCGAGGGAGGUCCGGCGUCACGACCGCUACUACUAGUCAGAGGACUCCUGGGUCCUCUCUACUGAGGCAGGCUACACUCACUUCCUCUAGCAGCACUCUAGAGACAGGGGCUGCCUUGGGUGUUGAGCUUAUCCCUGCUGCCGGGUCCAGGCUCAGAAGGCAACACAACGAGAGGCACUCUAUGUGGCCCGUCGAGGAUAUCCCUGAGGCGUUGGUGUCGGCAUUGCAUCAUCAGUGGAAUCAGAGUGUGAAUACUCAGGAUGCUUGCAGUGCACUACUCCUACGUGGGUUUCAUUCCUUCCGUCUUCUCCUGGUUAGCAGUUCCUCCACAGAGAAAAUGUUCGCGCCCCGAGGAGCCUUCGCGGAAUUCGUCAUCGCCAUUGACUUCUGGGCCGACUUCUACCGUACUGUUGACGAUAGAGAGAAGCCCCUCCUAGAUGAGGUCUUUGACCUCGUGGCGAAGUGGUGUACUUGGCUGCUCAGCACAU
Messenger RNA from Perkinsus marinus ATCC 50983, 1021 nucleotides. RefSeq lists its product as hypothetical. NCBI's taxonomy places the organism in Eukaryota, Perkinsozoa, Perkinsida, Perkinsidae. The transcript has 10 exons. The annotation marks the transcript as partial. The record is from RefSeq and is a predicted model, not a curated record.